CCUACUUUUGAGAGGAAGUGAACAAAAUUUGACAAAAACACUUCGCUGCUCAUAUUUUGAUAAUUUCCAGCGAUGAACGCGACUGAAAGGCACUUUACGUUAAAGUAUACAGACCAGUGAAAACUCCAAAGAAGUUCUAGGAAGUUGUAACCGUAUUGCUAAUUUUAAAGAUCAAAAAGAUGUGAGAAUCCUAUUAUCACCAUACUGCUUCCUGCUGUGCUCUUACUGCUAUUACCAUAUACAACAACGCCAACUUGUCACAAUGACUGAAUUGCUGAUGCUUAUUAAUGGCCAGGAGUAACUUCUCAAUUGAGUGUGCCAUAUAGCAGUGGAGAUGGCUGUUUAUACAUGUAGUAAGAACCAAGUUGAUUUGGCCAUUGACCCUAUCAUCACCUGUAAACUAUGUUUGAUGGAAUGCAGUCCAGAAGACAUGUAUGAACUGAGGGAAUGCAAAUGUCUCUACUGCGAAAUGUGUGUAAAACAGUAUUUGUCUGUCAUGAUUGCUGAGGGAAAUGUCCUGCUUAUUACAUGCCCUGAUGCUGCUUGUCUUAAACAAGGCAGAAUGGAGGCUUCUGAGAUUCAAGCUCUGGUAAAUGCAGAGGAAUAUGACAGAUAUCUGCGCUUGAAAUUUGAAAGAGAAGUUGCAUUAGACCCUAAUCGUACAUUCUGUCCAGAAGCUGGUUGUGAGACAGUGUGCCAUGUUUGUUCAGCCAGCACUAGCGCUGCUAAGGUUGCUCCGGUGAAAUGUGUAAAUUGUCCAACUUGUGGGCUGCAGUUCUGCUCAGUAUGUAAAUCCAAGUGGCACGCCAACAAAACAUGUGAUGAGGUGUUUCUGAGUUCCACAAAGGAGGAACAAGGAAUCCCAUUCAGUGCUGAAGAGGAUGCUAAUAUAAAGCGCUGUCCAGUAUGCCAUGUGCCUAUAGAAAGAAAUGAUGGUUGUGCUCAGAUGAUGUGUAAACGCUGUAAGCAUGUAUUCUGCUGGUAUUGCCUAGCAUCAUUAGAUGAUGAUUUUCUACUGCGUCACUAUGACAGAGGUCCAUGUAAGAAUAAACUAGGCCAUUCUAGAGCAUCUGUUAUCUGGCAUAGAACACAGGUUGUUGGAAUAUUUGCUGGCUUUGGCGUGCUGCUCCUUGUCGCAUCUCCGUUCCUCCUUCUAGCAGCACCUUGUAUUCUAUGCUGUAAAUGUAAGACUUGUAAAUGUUGUGAUGAAGACUCAGAUGAAGUUGUGACGUGAUACUCACCUGUGUUCAGAAUAAUUUUGCAUAAGAUGUAUAAGAUAUGGAAUGUAUCCACUGCAGGACUGUGUAUACACAAAUGAAUGUGCAAAAUACUUUGAAAUGGACUAUGGCAUGUAAUAACUAAUAACAGAUCAGAGUUUUAAUACUCUGCAGACAAAUGAAAUUUCUUUAGGCCUAGUGCCCAGGCAACUUGAUCUCCAUGACAGUGCAGACAUAAUGCAGAGACAGAAUGUACGAGAUGGUAUGAGACGUAUAUUAUGAAAUGAAUGUUUAUCAGUCAAAUAUCAUGUGCAGAAUGUGUGAUAUCAUAUGAGACAAAUAUCAUGUACAGAAUAUGUGAUAUGAGACAAAUAUCAUAUUCAGAAUGUGUGAUAUCAGUCAAAUAUCAGACGUAUAUCGUAUACAAAAUGUAUGAUGGAAGACAAAUAUUGUGUACAAUGAAUGACGCUAGACAUAUAUCAUGUACAGAAUGUAUGUCACAGGCCUUUGAAUUUUUUACAUGAUCUUAUUGUGUAAAUCUGUUGACACAUUGCAUGCUAUUACAUAUAUUAGUAAAUAUGUAUUGGGCAAAUGGAUUCAUAUCGCAAACCUGGUGCUAAUAGUUUACGAGGAGGUUCCCCACAAUAUUUGCAACCCAGCAUAUUUUGGACUAUGUCAUUUUGGAUUGGUCAUCUUAUAGAUACGAGAUGAAGUGCUCAAAGGUCUUGAAAUGUAACAUUUCGCAGUACAGGAAACAUUUGCCAAAGUGGCAGCACAAAACAAAAAUUAAAAAGGUAGAUCCGAGAGCCAGGUAAUUAUUUCAGUACUAAUUUAGGAUUCAGAAUAAAUG
This is a messenger RNA of Owenia fusiformis, 2067 nucleotides long. The record is from the annotation of a GenBank genome assembly. NCBI's taxonomy places the organism in Eukaryota, Metazoa, Annelida, Polychaeta, Sabellida, Oweniidae.